Messenger RNA from Cercospora beticola, 687 nucleotides. RefSeq lists its product as uncharacterized. The record is from RefSeq and is a predicted model, not a curated record. NCBI's taxonomy places the organism in Eukaryota, Fungi, Ascomycota, Dothideomycetes, Mycosphaerellales, Mycosphaerellaceae.
AUGGCGACCGAUGGCGGGAGCGAAGACGAACCCGAGCACGACGGAAGCACCGAUGGCGAAGCCAGGAGCGAACUCACCAGCAGCGCCGGCACCGACACUCUCGAACUCCGCGAACGCCUCGAAAGCCUUCCACAAGAGCUCUACAACCACAUCUACGACUUCACCUUCACAGCGACCUCAAGAAUCCGAAUCUUUGGCAUCUCACCAUGGGCGCGCUUCUACCUCACUACAUCAGUUCUUCCAGACACGGCCUCUCGGCGAGUUGUUACAUUCGAUGAAAGACUGCCGAGCAUGCUUCGUGUCGACCGCGCUAGCAGGAAGAAGUUUGCAGACUCCUACUUCGGCGGCGAAGACUCUACUUUCAUAUUCUAUGUCGGGUAUGAAAUGCGCGAUUACGACUUGCGUCACUACUUUGAGGGAAUUCCCGACUUCCGCAAGCUCAUCAAGAAUGUCUUCUGGAGUUCUGAAGCCAAGCAUCACGUCCGGUCAUUCAUGGACUCGAAGGUGGCUGGGCGCUUCCACGAGUACUGGUUGGAGAAGUCUCCAGAAAGCUUCAAGUUUCUGACAUACAACGAGGUCGAGGCACUUGUGAAGAAGCGCGCUGGGAUAGCUGAUGAGGACGAGUCGGACAUAAGUCUCCGCACCACGACGCUCACUGGCUCGAAUCAAGCAGAGCACGAGGACUGA